This is a messenger RNA of Lactuca virosa, 2652 nucleotides long. The record is from the annotation of a GenBank genome assembly. NCBI's taxonomy places the organism in Eukaryota, Viridiplantae, Streptophyta, Magnoliopsida, Asterales, Asteraceae.
AUGGCCGUAGUUGGAGAUGUAUCGGUAAAGGAAGAAAAAUUGGACGCCGUGAAGCUUUGUAGCAUGGAAUGGAAACCGUACCAUUGGUCACCGGUCAGUAUAGUGUUCACCAAUAUAUCACAGUGUCGCACAAUACCUCUCGUAAUAAUCACUGCCACAAUUGAUGAUUCUUUUUCCUUAUUCUUCGUGAUUUUCGGAGCUAAAAUCAACGAAUUCGUGAAGAUGGAGGUGCUUAUUCCUAACGAAACUCAGGUGAGUAAAUAUUCUACUAAUGAAAUCAAUACGAAGCAAAAAGUCUGCAACUUUCUUCAAUAUGGAAGAAAGAGAAAGCUUCAACCCCUAAUUGAUCCUCAAAAACGAAGUGACAAAGUUUCAUCACCGAAGAGGACAAGAACUUCUAUCAAGAAAGACACUCCAUGGAUCAAAACUAAAGCUUUUCAUGGAAAGAACAUACCAAGUUACGCCAGUGCCCCUGAUAUCUGUGAUUCUGAUGAGGAUGAUAGCGAGGAAGAAGAUGAUGAUUAUUAUGAAUACAUUCCAUCUUCAUCACGAAGGUCUAAUACCAUGAAGCUGGAUCAUAAAAGUGGAAAGGAGCCUUUGAAGUGUCACCAAUGUAAGAGAAAUGAUAGAAUAAAAUUUAUUCCUUGUUCCAAGUGUAAAGAAAAACUGUACUGUGUCCACUGCAUCAAGCAAUGGUAUCCUCAAUUGUCAGAAGAAGACAUUGAAGAGAUAUGCCCAUUUUGUCGUGGAAACUGCAAUUGCAACUUGUGCUUACACUCGAAUAUUAAGAUGCCAAAAAUAGAAUUUGAUGAUGAUGCGAAGUUGCAGCAUCUUCACUAUCUAAUCAACUCUCUCCUUCCAUUUAUAAAACAAAUUCGGGAAGAACAAAUGAAGGAGAUAACCGUUGAAGCAUUUGCUCAAGGGGUGCCACAAUCUUCAAUACGAAUCCAGCAAACAAACUGUUCCAAUGAUGAACGCAUCUAUUGUGAUCACUGCUCAACAUCAAUCGUUAAUCUUCACAGAAGUUGUUCAAACUGUUCAUAUGAACUUUGCCUUACAUGCUGCCAUGAAAUACGAAACAACAAUCUUCUUGAUGAAAAAGUUACUUUUGGGUACUUACAUAGAGGUUCUGAUUACAUCCAUGGUGGCUAUCCAUUACCCAACACUUGUCAUGAAUAUAUUUCAACUGAAGAAUCAAGUUCUAUCACAAAAUGGGUAGCUGAAGAUAAUGGGAACAUAUUUUGUGCCCCAAAAGAAAAUGGUGGAUGUGGUGAUUCUUUAUUGGAGCUCAAACGGAUCUUACAAGAAAAUUGGAUUGAAAUUUUGGAAAAGAGAGCGGAAUAUAUAUUGAAUAAUUUCAAAUUUGAUCAACCGAAUGUUGGAUUAUUGGAAAAUGGUGGUGAUAGUUAUAUGUAUUUUAGGGCGGGUAAUAGGGAAGGCUCGGAUGGGAAUUACCUAUAUUGCCCUUCAUCGAAAGAUGUAAAAAGGAGGGAGGAGAUUGUCCGCUUUCGUGACCACUUUGCUAAAGGUGAACCUGUGAUUGUGAGGGAGGUAUUAGAGGAGACAAGUGGUUUAAGCUGGGACCCGAUGGUGAUGUGGCGUGCAUUGGGUGAACAUGUGGAUGAAAAUGUCCGUUUAAAGAUGUCGGAGGUGAAGACUAUUGAUUGCUUGGCUGGUUGUGAGGUUGAAAUUAGUACUAAGAAAUUUUUCAAAGGUUACACAGAAGGAAGACAAUAUUUAAAUUCAUGGCCAGAGAUGCUGAAGCUAAAGGAUUGGCCUCCAUCCGAUAAAUUUGAGGACCUUUUGCCACGUCAUUGUGAUGAGUUCAUAAGUGCAUUGCCUUUUCGAGACUACACCGAUCCAAAAACUGGUUUUCUAAAUCUUGCUGUGAAGUUGCCACCUGAUGUUGUAAAACCAGAUUUGGGCCCCAAAACAUAUAUUGCUUAUGGAAUGGCCCAAGAACUUGGAAGAGGGGAUUCUGUCACCAAGCUUCAUUGUGAUAUGUCGGAUGCGGUGAAUAUAUUGACACACGCCAUGAAAGUAUCGAUUAGUGACAAGCAACAAUUAGCAAUUCAAAAAUUAAAAAGAAGACACAAAAUUCAAGACGAAAGAGAGAAGAAGGAAAAUAUUGUUCAAUGUGAUUUAUAUGAUUGUCAUCCACAAGAGGAUUGGGGGGACAAAGGUGGUGCUCUUUGGGACAUAUUUAGAAGGGAAGAUGCGAAGAUGUUAGAAGAGUAUUUAUUGAAACACUCGAAAGAAUUUAGACACACAUAUUGUUGUCCCGUUAAUAAGGUUUAUCACCCUAUUCAUGAUCAAGCUUUUUAUUUGACCUUGGAGCAUAAAAGGAAGCUAAAAGAGGAAUAUGGUGUAGAACCGUGGAGUUUUGAACAACGGGUGGGAGAGGCAGUUUUUAUUCCUGCUGGAUGUCCACACCAAGUCCGAAAUCUCAAAUCGUGUACGAAAGUUGCAGCUGACUUUGUUUCUCCAGAAAACAUUCAAGAAUGCAUACGAUUAACAUACGAGUUCCGUAAGCUUCCAAGAGGUCACAAGGCCAAAGAAGACAAACUAGAGAUAAAGAAAAUGAUCGUGCAUGCUAUGCACCAAGCUCUUACUGAUUUUGAGGAAUUGAUGCAUACACACCAAACAAACUAA